AUGAAACAAAUCGUGCCACCGAAAGGAAGGCUUCUUUUCACGAAUGUUUGCCGCUGUUAUAUUUUUAUCAACGAUCUCUCCUGUCUGAUUGCAGCUACCUGGUGCGUCUCCCGGAGCUAUUUCGUCCGUGGUCGCUCCCGUGCUAUUAAAGUAUCGGGUCUGCAGACCCAGGCUGUUGCUCGCUGGCUCUAGAGCCGAGAUCGAUCCUGCCGCCGACGUUGCUCUGCUGCACGGGGAAGUUUUGUUGAUCGAGGACUUUGCGAGACAGUACGAUCCGAUAGGAGAUACAGACAGGAGAUACAGAGCUACGGAGAAGCUUCUGCAUGCCGAGGAGGAAUAUCUCGAAGCUUUGUGCAGCGCUAAGGAGUUGUACGCACGGCCGCUGGCGCGAAACUACCCCGAAUUUCAUGAUGUUAUCUUCCAACCGCUCGCAGAUCUUUCGGUGGUCACUUCCGAACAUUGCCAAAGGGUGAGUUUCUUAGCCGAAGAUUUUUCUAAUUAUUAUAAUCAAUAAUUAGACUUAAUUUCCAUGUAUUUUUGGUAAAUUUACUGAUGCAAAAGUCCAUACAAACGCAAUAUGAAAAAAAUAUAUAAAAUAUGCAAAGCAAAGCGUUUAUUACAAUAUUUGAUAGAUGAAACAAACUUCUAUCUAGGUUCCGUUUCUUUAAUUAUGUUUAUGAAAAUCUGCGGUCUAUUAAUUUGUUACAAACAAAUUGACCAAGCUUAGUUUUGUAAAUUAUCAUUUUAAACACUAGAGUUACCAAAGGAUUUCAGAUUUUUGAAAUAAACCGGUAUUUUGUCAAAAUUAAUAUUCUAUUUAAACAGAGACAUGAUUGUAUAGAUCUAUUUAUUUGAAUUGCUCAUUUAAAUUAUAUAUUAAUAAUUACUAUUAUAUUAAUAUUAAUUAUUUAUUUAAAUUACUGUCAUAUAAAUUAUAUAUAUAUAUAAGAUUAGAUUAUUUCUCAAAACGAUACGACACGAUAUAAAAAGAAACUACAUAAACUAUGAAAUAUUAAAUCUAUAAAUAAAGAAAUUAUUAUAUUCAGAAAAUUGAAUUCUCGGUGAAGAGUCAACUCUUGCUUCGAUAA
Molecule: messenger RNA, 1088 nt
Organism: Heterotrigona itama
Lineage: Eukaryota; Metazoa; Arthropoda; Insecta; Hymenoptera; Apidae
Source: the annotation of a GenBank genome assembly